Molecule: messenger RNA, 2556 nt
Organism: Trematosphaeria pertusa
Lineage: Eukaryota; Fungi; Ascomycota; Dothideomycetes; Pleosporales; Trematosphaeriaceae
Exons: 3
Coding region: 197-2284 (695 amino acids)
Biological process (GO): regulation of DNA-templated transcription; cellular response to starvation
Cellular component (GO): nucleus
Molecular function (GO): zinc ion binding; RNA polymerase II transcription regulatory region sequence-specific DNA binding; DNA-binding transcription factor activity, RNA polymerase II-specific
Source: RefSeq, a predicted model, not a curated record
UCGCAUCCUCGAAACACGCAGCUGGGACGCCGCCAGCCGUGUGCCCUGCCCGCAUUGGCUGACCCGUUGCCCUGGGAGGAGCCCGACGCAACAUUGACGGCUGCACGCUGAGAGAAACGUGCGCCUGCAGCACCGGCCGUAGCUCGCGACCGUGUCCGUCCCAGCCGUGGUCCCUGUGUAUCGUAGAGGGGUUAUUAUGACCACCCCAGACGCCGAAGAUGCAUCUCCCUCGCCGGAAUACAGCGGUGAUCCAGACGGGAGCGACAUGGCCGCCGAACAGACAACUGAGCCGCACUCCGGCGCCGCUUCGCCAGACCAGAAGACCGCCAACGGCCAAAAGCCCGCAUCGAAUGCAAAGGACCCGACGAGACCGCGCAGGAAGAAGGCGCGGAGAGCGUGCUUUGCUUGCCAGCGAGCACAUCUGACAUGCGGCGACGAGCGGCCUUGCCAUCGAUGCAUCAAGCGUGGUCUUCAGGAUCAUUGCAUGGAUGGCGUGCGCAAGAAGGCCAAAUACCUCCACGAUGCGCCGGACGGAGCGCUGAUGCCUGGUGUGGGUGGACACUAUCCUCAUAUGAACGGCAACCGUCCAGUGCCCAUCCCUAGUCAGGACCCACAAGCCGUCUCUGGCGGGCAGGGAGGCUACUAUACGCAGGCUCCUUCGACAACAUACUAUGCAACGAACUCCAUACCGGGCCAUGCGCCGGUCAGCCAGGAACCGGCAUUCAGCAACCCACAGGCUCCAAUAUCGCCUCCUUACAGUCAAACGAACCACAACGCCGUUGCAACUAACCCGAACACGGUUUCCCAAGCGUCCUCGUCCCAAAUGCACCAGUUUGGCGGGCCGCUCUUCGACCCCAGCGACCCAGCCUUGUUCAACUUUGACAUCUCGAGCCUUAACUUUGGCAACCAUUAUGGCGCUUUGGAACUCGGUAUGCUUGGUCACAUGUCGGCAGGCGCUGGCGACGCUCACGCGAACGAUACCACCAUGAAUCCUCUCAAUCAGGCAGCUCAUCUGUACAACCCGCAAAUGUCCUCUGCGACGUACGAAAAUCACGGUCUGCCAACUAACAUGCCAUUUGGUCCCGAUGGUUUACCCACCGCCGAGUGGCAGAAUGCGCACUCUCGCCAUGGCAGCAUUCAGAUACAGACCCCGAACAAUACUCCGGUCACAACUACUAUAGACCACGCGAACAACCGGCAUGACAGUCUCAACGGCCCGCACGCUUACGCUAUUGGCCAGGGUCCAUCCAGCCUCUCGAGCGCCAGUCCCGCAUCGACAGACGUGAACUCUGGCUAUGAGAACGAUAAUCCUCUGUCCGCCGCGGCUUUCUUCGCCAAUCCUAGUCAGCCGCACCCGCAGCACUCGCCCACGGUGAAUCGCACGCAGCAGGAAAACCGUCUGCCGGGCGGUCCGCUGAGACCGUUGCAGCCUAAUGCAAUCAGGAAACGGCGUCGGGACUACAAAGCCAUCUACGAAGGCAUCAGAGAGCCUCACAAUUAUACCCGCGCGUUCCAUGAGCUCUUCAACUUGAUAAAGCGCAGAUAUUCAGGAGCUUCGCGGAAGCGAGCUAUUACGGCCUUGGGUGUCUUCCGACCUAUAUUGUUGUCAAUGGCGGAAGAACUUACGCGCGACGAUCUCGUAUACACGGAAAAGAAUCUGCAGCGGUCCCUCAUCACUCUCCAAGAAAACUACGCUGAGGUUGGCGUUCCAUAUCUGAUUUGUCGCCGCUCAGGGGAGAUUGUAGGCAUGAACAAGGAAUUCGAGAUACUCACCGGCUGGAGGCGCGACAUCCUCUUGGGGCAAGUACCGAACCUCAACGCGAACAUGGGGCCAAGUGAUGGCGAUCGGGCGAACGACAGUUCGCUAUCCACUCAAACAAAUACCACGCCGCUCAUGGCCGGCCAGGAACCGGACAACACAUUGCAUCCGGUCAACGUCAUCGAACUCAUGGACGAGCCGUCAUCCCUUCAAUACCUCGAGGAUUUUGCCGACCUCGCGUACGGCGACGCCCUGGGGAAAGGCCAUCGCCGCGCCAAUCUACUUCGGUACCUUACGAAAGAAGAUAUGGGCCGCAUGGGAGAGACGGCACAGAACGGCAAGCCUCUAAAGCAUGAGCUCCCUGUUAAGCUUGAGGAUGGUUCGAUACAUCAGGGCGAAGCGGCAAUGAGGAACCUCAGCGCCAACGGCCUCAUUGACUGCAUGAUCAUGUGGCAUAUCAAGCGCGACAACUUCGAUAUGCCGUUGUUGGUCACCAUACAUAUCAUGCCCAUGCUCAAGCCUUGAUGCAUAUCGACUAUUUACCUCGGCUGUAUCUCCUUUCCCUAUGAUCUCUUCUACCUCCGCGAUAUUCCCUUCGGCAUCUUGGGCAGCAUAACUUCGGACACACGAGGCACUGAAUAACGACGACACGCGCUGGCGGCUACAAAAAGUCUUUUUCCUGUCUACUUUGCAUAUGGGCUUAAUUCUCCUUUUCGCAUCCCCCCUGUUUUUCUUCCCUUCUGCUCAUGCUUUCGCGCUCUCAGUUGUACUUGUACGCUGUGUGUUGGCUGACGAGC